Eimeria tenella is the source of this 2949-nucleotide messenger RNA. RefSeq lists its product as uncharacterized. The record is from RefSeq and is a predicted model, not a curated record. The transcript is spliced from 3 exons. NCBI's taxonomy places the organism in Eukaryota, Apicomplexa, Conoidasida, Eucoccidiorida, Eimeriidae. Bases 1 to 2949 code for a protein of 982 amino acids.
AUGCCCUUAAAGAUGGCUUUGCUGCAGCUCAGGUCGCAGCGGUGGCGGCGGCUGCUGCCAGCAGCAGCAGCUGGCACGCUGCUGCUGCUGCUGCUGCUCUCGCCCGCGGAAGGCCGGCGAUCUCUCCAGCAGCAAGUGCCGCUGGAGCCCCUGCAGCAGCAGCAUCAGCAGCAGCAAGAGCAGCAGCAGCAGCAAAAGGCAUUCAAUGGAUCAGUGCCACCCACAGAGUCUUUCGAAGAGGCCAAGGCAAUGGCUGUGCCCGCAGGGCUUUCAGGGGCUUCUUUGCUGCAGCUGAAUUACCAGGUGCAGCAGCAGCAGCAGCAGCAGCUGCUGCAGCCGGAGGCGCCGGCGCUGACACUCGCACCGCAGCAGCUGCAGCCCGAUCUGCUGCACGUGCAGCAGCAAGUGCUGCAGCAGCAGCAGCUGCAACAGCAGCAGCAAGUGCUGCAGCAGCAGCAGCUGCAGCAGCAGCAGCAGCAGCAGAUGCUGCAGCAGCAAAGCGAAGUGGACAGGGCCAACUUGGCUCUUUUGGAGGCGCAGAAAGCAGCAAUAGAUCUGCAGCUGGCUUCGCAGCCGCCUGCAGGUUUGGGCGCUGCUGCUGUUCCGUUUGCUGCAGCAGCAGCUCCUGCUGCAGCAGCAGCAGCAGGGCCUGCGGCGCUUGGCUUCUCAGGUGUACAGGCAGUUGACGGCGGCGUGUCUGCGAGUUUGCUGGCGAGCGGGGCUUCGCUGCAGCAGCAGCAGCUGCUUCAGCAGCAGCAGCAGCAGCAGCUGCUGCUUCAGCAGCAGCAGCAGGCGGAGCAGCUGCAGAGGCUGCAGCAGCAGCUGCUGCUGCAGCAGCAAGACGAGCCGCCGGCAGCAGCACUGGGGCCCCUCGCCGUGCCCCUGGGGGGCCCCCCGGGGGCCCCCCUCCCACAGCUAGAUGCACCUUCUGCUGUACCCCCCACAGCCCCUCAAACAAUUCCUCAAGUUGUUUUGUCUUCAAUGAAAGGAGAAGAAAGUGCUGCAAUAGAUGCCAAGUUGAAGAAGCUGGAGAAGGACAUGCUGCUGCUGCAGCAGCAGCAGCAGCAGCAGCAGCCGCAGCAGCAGGAAACGGGGCCCGUCAGCGCGCAGAACAUGAUGCCCUGGCAGCAGGGCGUGCAGCAGCAGCAGCAGCAGGAACAGAGGCGCGAGCUGCUGCAAACUCUGCGGCAACUGCAGCAGCAGCAGGAACAGCAGCAGGAGCAGCAGCCGCAGCAGCAGCAGCUACCUGCCCCUGACGCGCAGCAGGAAUCCAGGCAGCCUCCCCCAUUUCAGCUGCAGCUGCAGCUGCAGCAGCAGCAGCAGCAGCAGCAGCCUGGCGGCCAGUGUGAUCUGGACUUGAGUGCAUGCGGAGGCAACGGUGGGCUACUUAGUGAAGCAGCUGCAGCAAACAGAGCAGCAGCAGCAGCAGCAGCAGCAGCUGUAGUAGAAUGCAUGGGAACCGUCACAAUCAAAUUGACAGAAAACGCCUGCAGCAGCAUUGCCAGUGCAUGCGGCGUGGAGCUGCCUGCAGCAGCAGCAGCAGCAGCAGCAGCAGCAGCAGCAGCAGUGCCGGAAGCUGCAGCAGCUAAUGCUGCUCCUGGCCCUGCUGCUGCUGCUCUUCUGUCUGCAGCAGCCACUCCUUCCCAGCUGCAAGUUGAGCACAACCAGGCAGCAGCAGCAACAGCAGCAGCAGCAGCAGCACCGGCGUUUAUUGAAAUGGGAAGCCAGAUGCAGCAGCAGCUGCGGCAGCAGCUACGGCUGCGCCUGGGAGCAGCAGCAGCAGCAGAAGCAAUGCAGCAGAUCAGGAGGCAGCAAAAAGUCCAAAGAGAUGUUGACGAAUUGCUGCAGAAUGUAUUGACUUCGGGGCCCUCACCGCCGCCAACAUCUAGUGCAGCAGCAGCAGCAGCAGCAGCAGUUGCUGCUGAGCUGGCCCAAGACGCGCAGGAAGAAACAGCAGCAGCAGCAGCAGCAGUGCAGCUGACAGAGGACCCGCAGCCAGCUGCUGCUGAAGAAGCUGCUGCUGCUCCAGAAGCAGCAGCAAACGAGUCCUCGCCUAGUGGAGAUGCAGCAGCAGCACCUGGUGCUGCUGCAGCACCUGAUGCUGCUGCAGCGCCUGAUGCUGCUGCAGCGCCUGAUGCUGCUGCAGCAACAGAUGCUGCUGCAGCAACAGAUGCUGCUGCAGCAACAGAUGCUGCUGCAGCAACAGAUGCUGCUGCAGCAACAGAUGCUGCUGCAGCACCUGAUGCUGCAGCAUCGAACGAGGGCUCUAUACCUGUGCCCGCAGCAACGCCUGCUGCUGAUGCUGCUGCUGCAAACCCUGCUGCUGCUGCUGCUGCUGCUGACGAUCAAAGCAGCAGUGCGGAGGCAGCAAACAAUGCAGCAGGGCAGUCUGCUGCUGCUGCUCUCAGCAGCUUCGGCGUCGUUACAGCAGGAGAAACAGCACAUGAAGCAUGUUCUGCUGCUGCUGCGAAGCUUCCCAAAGAAUUCCCCAUCAUGUCCAGCAGCAGCAGCAGCAGCAGCAGCAGCCGCAGCGGCAGCAGCAGCAGCCUCGCUAUUGUCAAGGCAGCUUCCGAAGCAGAUGCCGUUUCUUUCUCUCUACAUCUUCCCCAGCAGCAGCAGCAGCAGCAGCAGCAGCAGCAAAAUCAACAGCCGUUGGCGCCGCCUUCGCCGCAGCCGCCGCUGCCGCAGCCGCUGCAGCAGCUGCAGCAGCAGCCGCAGCAGCAGCUGCAGCCGCAGCAGCCACAGGAGCAGCCGCAGGACCCGCAGCAGCAGCCGCAGCAGCAGCAGGAGCCGCAGCAGCAGCAGACACAAGAGCAGCAGCAACCUGCAGCAGCGCCUCAAGAGGAGUACCAGGAAGCAGCGCCAGCCGCAGCAGCAGCAACGGCUGCUGCUGCAGCAGCAGCCGCAGCAGAAGCUGCUGCGCCUGUUGCUACAGCAACAAAUGACUAA